Lampris incognitus (smalleye Pacific opah) is the source of this 3687-nucleotide messenger RNA. Its product is annotated as zinc finger protein 850. Gene Ontology annotation, biological process: regulation of transcription by RNA polymerase II. Gene Ontology annotation, cellular component: nucleus. The coding region runs from base 1 to 3687 and encodes 1228 amino acids. Lineage: Eukaryota; Metazoa; Chordata; Actinopteri; Lampriformes; Lampridae. The transcript has a single exon. The record is from RefSeq and is a predicted model, not a curated record. Gene Ontology annotation, molecular function: DNA-binding transcription factor activity, RNA polymerase II-specific; RNA polymerase II transcription regulatory region sequence-specific DNA binding.
AUGACUCUUACGUUCUACUACAAGCAUCAGCGUUUGGUGCAUAGUGAUGAGACACCAGCAAAGUCAUUCCUUCAUCAAGUUGAUCAAUUACAGAAGAAGGCUUUUGAAUGUAAAAAUUGUGGACUGAGGUUUUCCAGGGCUUCAGCACUUCAAUCCCAUCAGCUGCAUCACACCAAUGUCUUCGGAGAUGCAGAGAAAGAGGACCAGAGGCCAUACUCCCUGCUAACUCAACAGAAGGUUUUGGAAGGAAAAAGGGAAGAGACACAGCAAUUAGAGGAGGAAGUUGAAUUGCAGGACACUCUUCAAACUGCUGAAGGAGACUCCUAUACAAAUGAGAUGAGCGAAGAUGGAGAUGGUUAUGAGACUGGUGAUUUCAAUGUAGAGGUAAUCAGUGCAAGUGAAUCUGAUGAGGAGGAGCCCCUCCAAGACUUGAAUCCUGAUUUGGAAUUGCUGUGUGAAUCUGACCAGGAGGUAAAGGAGGAGAUAGAAGCUGAAACAGAAGUCUCCUCCAGCAGUCUUGUUUUGAAACCGGAGCUGGAUCUGAAAAUUGUACAAAUUGACUUUGAGCAGGUUCAAGACCAAGGCACAUCAGAAAUAAUGGAAGCUGAAGACAAAACGUCAGUGGAAAGAUUUGACUGUCCGGAGUGCUCCCGUUCUUUUCCAAGUGCUUCAUCAUUGCGUGUUCAUAGAAUGUGGCAUAGGCUUAAUAAGAAAAGACAGUGGACACAAAGCCGACCAACAGCUGUUUACUUUUAUACAUGUGACAUCUGUGGCCAUGAAACCAGCAGCCGUGUAACACAUUACAAUCACUUGCAAAAACACAAGGAUCGAAAACCAUACAAGAAUGUAUUGGAUCAGACUGAAGGACUGGAAAAAAGGACAUUUAAGUGUGAUGAGUGUGGGAAAUGUUUCUCACGUAUGUCAGCUUUGAGCUCUCAUCAAUUGCAUCACCCAAAAAGAAAACCAUACCCAUGCCCAAAUUGCAUGUUGUCUUAUUCCCAUGCAAGUGGCUUGUAUAACCAUAGGAAAAACUGUCCAGCUCACAAGAAAGACAGUGAUGAUAUUUCAGUAACUAACAAAGAAUUCAAUCCAAAGAAGACUCUUCUAGGCCCCAAAAUUUACCAUUGUGAACAAUGUGGAAAGGGUUUUUGGUCUUUAGGAGCCUACUCCCACCACAAGCAAAGUCAGGCUCGAUGUGCAAAUUUAAUUCAAAAGAAUAGUCCUUCAACAUCACUUCACACUGUUAAUGGACAUACACACUCCUCUGCUAAGGUUGCAUGUCCAGUUUGUGGCAGGAAAUUCCGUCACAGGGGCAUAAUGAAGUCACACAUGCGUAAGCAUGAAAAUGGCAAUCACAAAUGUGAACUGUGCAACAGGUCUUUCCGUGUUUUUUCCGGCCUUCUGCGACACCAGGUUGUUCAUAACGCACGAGCACUGCCACCCCCUGUUAAGUCUUUUCAGCAUCAAGUUGAACAAGUGAAAAAGAAUACUUAUAGUUGUCCUGACUGUGGGAAGCUUUUUUCAAGGGCCAAAGCACUUCAAUUCCAUAUGAAAAGCCAUGGUUAUGAGACUGGGUAUUUGCCAUCAUCACCCAAGUCAAACGUCACGCCAGAGGAACUCCAGUGCUCUACAUGCCUUGCACAUUUCAACAACAAGUCCUCCUUACGAGCUCAUCAAAAGCUGUGCAUCAAAAGAGAUUGUCAAGAGCAUCAAUACUUGAAAGAGCCCACAGUAUAUAAAACUAAUCUAAAGUGUCCCAACUGCCUUUCUUGUUUCAGCAGUGUCCUUAUGUUCCAGCGCCAUAGCAAAUUUUGCAGAGAAUCAAAUGCAAAGGGAGAUAUGGAGCGCAAAGAAAAAGGAGGCUCUGACAGAGUGACAAUGGAUGCUGAAAAAAAUAAACCAGACACAGGCGAGCUAAAGAUGGAUUAUACGGCUGGGCACAGCUUGAAGAAUCUAAGUACAGCUGAUUUGAAAUACAAAUGUAAAGAAUGUGAGAGAAGCUUUUCAGUGGUUGGAGCUCUCAAUUUUCACAAAAGAAUUCAUCUCCAAAGUCACAAAUCAAAAGCAAAAACAAAGGCACCUCUGUCUAUAAUGCUCAAGAAACCCAAACUGGAACAGCAAAGCAAAGGACUGUUUUACUGUGCAGAAUGUGGGAGACGUUUCACCACUAAUUCUGCCCUAGGUACUCACAAAAGGUGGCACACAGACAAGAAAUUCGCUGGAUCUCUCGUAAAAGUUAACAUAAACUCGGUUACAAGCAAGACAGCAGAUGAAGGCCCUUUUCAGUGCAACAAGUGUGGCAAGCGAUUCUUCUACCUCUGUGUUCUUCGGCGCCACCAAUUAUACUAUCCCCCAUGUCAGACUAAAACAGAGCCUCAGUUUGAACUGAACGAAAGUGUGGAGAGCAGCGGCAAAUCACAACAGACUGAAUUUACGUGUCCAGAAUGUAACAAAACAUUUAUUCGAGGAUCAUCUCUAGCUGCUCACUAUGAAAAUGAGCACAGCAAGUCUGUGGAUACUGCACGUCCUCAUGGAGAGCAGUCACAGAUCUCAUCACCUGUCCAGGCCCCAGGACAAGCUGAUGUCAACCCCAGUGAGUGUGAUGCCAUCUCUUCAAAGAAAUCAAAAUUAGAAGCUUACCAGUGUCCUCUUUGCAGCCUGAGCUUUGCCAAAUUCAGGGGCUUGUGUGCCCAUAAGUGGCAGGCCCACUCAGAGUGCAGAAAGACCAAGAGUUAUGUCCCAUUAAAUACAACUAAAUCCUCUAUUGCUUUGAGUAGUAAAGAUAAUAAUGAAGAAAUUUCUGUUGUAAACGACAACACUCUGAAGAGGAAAUACUUUGUUGCAAAGAAAAAGGGUGCUCGUGGCAGAAAAAGAAAGAAAAGUAGAUACAACCUCCCACCUUUGAAGUCGAUCCCCUGCCUUGAUUGUGGAAAACGAUACAGCUCAGCUGGGGCACUCUGCAAUCACCGGAAGGUGUGCCUAGAACUUAGACAGGAGCCAGAGCAGGAAAUUAAACCCCCUGAAAAAGAGGCUGAGGUGCCCCCACCAUUGAGCUGUCAGCCUGAGCAUACAGCUAAAUACCUCUUUAAGUGUGAUAAGUGUGGAAAGGCUUUCUUAACAGAGGAACAAUUAGGAACUCAUAAGACUCAGGCAAAGAGCCGGCCUUACUGCUGUGCCCUCUGUUGCCAUGGGUGUUGGACGGAGACUCAGCUGCAGCAGCACCUUGCCUGGCAUGAUGAGGUUCGUCGUCGACUCCCAAUCGAGCUUCGUUACCGGCUCAGUGCUGCUAUGACGUCAAGGCCUCCAAAAUCAAUUACCCCCUCUCCAGAUGGAAAAUCCUCUCCAUCUUCCACGCUUAAUUCAGUCAGUCGACCACAAACAAGCCACAAGUGCCAACACUGUGGCAAAGCCUUUCUAUCACCAACUGCAUUACAAAAGCAUGAAUCUCAGCACACGAGUGAUGAUGCAUACCAUUGCUCUCUUUGCCCCAGGACCUUCAGUGAGAUUCAGGACCUCAUCGAUCAUCACCAAGAUUGUAUGCAUGAUCGCAAGGAGCAUAAUGAUGCCUCUGCUGCUGUUUCAUCAGGAGAUACCGAUGGCCUUACUUGUCUUGAAUGUGGAAUGUCUUUCCAUCAAGAAAAUGAGCUGCACCAACAUUACAUUGAACAUGCCCGUGGAGUUCAUUAG